Messenger RNA from Paecilomyces variotii, 3099 nucleotides. Its product is annotated as AMP deaminase. Gene Ontology annotation, biological process: AMP metabolic process; IMP salvage. The transcript has 4 exons. The record is from RefSeq and is a predicted model, not a curated record. Gene Ontology annotation, cellular component: cytosol. Bases 1 to 3099 code for a protein of 1032 amino acids. NCBI's taxonomy places the organism in Eukaryota, Fungi, Ascomycota, Eurotiomycetes, Eurotiales, Thermoascaceae. Gene Ontology annotation, molecular function: AMP deaminase activity.
AUGGGUUCGCCGCGCCCGAAUAACGGCGAUUUGCAUCUCGAUUCCUCUCAGAUACCAACUGAAUCUCAGUCCACGAUACGAAACCCGCUGAACGCAGAAGGUGCAGCGCAAGGUUUGCAAGACGAUGGUUCAGCUCCAGCAUCGGUUGCGCAGAAAGGGGAUCAAGCAGACGCCAACAGCCAGAGGGAGGGCCAAAAAACGCCAGACUCGGCCGAAGACGUCGUCCUGCCUCGAGAUCGACAGCAGAAGACGCCCAGCUACAACUAUGCCUACGAGAAAUCUAUGAGCCAUGCCGAAGCCAGGCUCUUCUACCAGCGCCAACUGGCGUCGCGAAAUGCGGAGAGCGAACCGCAGAGUCCGACACUAGCCGCUCGAGAUGAUUUGCCUAGUCGAGCACACUCGCGCAUGAGCAGUCGGGGCUUCAGUGGUCCCAAUGGUGCUUCGGAGGUGACUGCAGCUCCGUAUGGGCCUCGAACCUCUGCUCCUCAUCCCGGAAUGUUGGCAGGUUCGCAGAACACCACCUCGUAUGCACGCCUACCUGCUGAGGUCUUGAUAGCAGCUGAUCAAUCUGCAAGAAGCCAUGCUAUGCAUCCCGGGCUUCCCCACGAGCACAAACCAUACCUGUUAGCGACAGAGGGCAUCCACGGAGCCGGUGCUGGUAUUGGGGUUGGUCAAGGUGCUGGAGGCUAUGCACCCAGUGACGAAGCGGUCACGUCGGAGUUGAGUCUGAUCUGCCGUAAGAUCCAAAACCUACUAGACAUGCGAAAUAAGUAUAUUACGCUCUCACUGCAGGGACCUGGUCAUAACCCCAAGGACCAACCAGGCUGGAGAAUCUAUCCUUCUCCCCCGGAGCCUGUCUGGGGAGAUGACCUUAUCCGGAAUGGACAAACUGACAAACCGCGCAAGAAGAGGAAGAUGGGACAGGAUAUCGGUGAAGACUUUGAUAUGGAGGAAUUGAUGCCUUUACCCGGACCUUCGAACUUGACCUUUAGAGUAGAUCGCAACAGUGUGUAUCAGGUCUAUGAAACGGAGGAGGCUGCAGAUCUGGGCGAGCCGAUUGUCCAAAUUCCGUCCUUGCGGGAUUUCUACAUGGCAUUGGAUGCGAUCAUCGAUGUCUCGACGGACGGGCCGAUUAAGACGUUCGCUUUCAAGCGACUGUCGUAUCUCGAGGGCAAGUUUCAGCUCCACACGCUGCUGAACGAAUAUCAGGAGGUGGCCGACAGCAAGAAAGUGCCGCACAGAGACUUCUACAAUGUGCGCAAGGUCGACACUCACGUCCAUCAUUCUGCGUGCAUGAACCAGAAGCAUCUACUUCGCUUCAUCAAGAGCAAGAUGAAGAAGUCCCCUGACGAGGUUGUUCUCUUCAGAGAUGGAAAGCACUUGACGCUCAAGGAAGUGUUUGAGAGUAUCAACUUGACGGCGUAUGACCUGAGUAUCGAUACCCUGGAUAUGCAUGCACACACGGACACGUUCCACCGCUUUGACAAGUUCAACCUGAAGUACAAUCCCGUGGGGGAAUCGCGACUGCGUGAGAUCUUCCUCAAGACGGAUAAUUACAUCAAAGGACGCUACCUAGCCGAGAUCACCAAGGAGGUCAUGUCCGAUCUCGAGUCCAGCAAGUACCAGAUGGCGGAGUGGCGUAUCUCCAUUUACGGAAGGUCAAUCGAUGAGUGGGAUAAGCUGGCCGCCUGGGUCGUCGACAACAAGCUAUUCUCGCCUAAUAUUCGAUGGCUCAUCCAAGUACCUCGACUGUAUGACGUGUACAAGUCCAGUGGGAUGAUGGAGACUUUCGAGCAGGUCAUUACGAAUGUCUUCCAACCUUUGUUCGAGGUGACGAAAGAUCCCUCCAGCCAUCCCAAGUUGCACAUUUUCCUUGAGCGUGUGAUCGGUUUCGACAGUGUCGACGAUGAGAGUAAAGCAGAACGUCGAUUAUAUAAGAAAUACCCCAUCCCGCGGGAGUGGGAUACGAAACAGAACCCGCCAUAUAGCUACUGGAUCUAUUUCAUGUUCGCCAAUAUGGCCUCUCUGAAUACUUGGCGAAAGCAGCGCGGCUUCAACACCUUUGUCCUGAGACCGCACUGUGGUGAAGCGGGUGAUCCCGAUCAUCUGGCGGCAGGAUUCCUAUGUUGUGAGGGCAUCAGUCACGGAAUUCUCCUUCGCAAGGUGCCGCUGCUACAGUAUCUGUUCUACCUGGACCAGAUCGGAAUCGCCAUGUCGCCGCUGAGUAACAACGCCUUGUUCCUUACAUAUGACAAGAAUCCGUUUGCCGGCUUCUUCAAGAAGGGUUUGAAUGUCUCUCUUUCGACCGACGAUCCUCUACAGUUCGCUUUCACAAAGGAGCCGUUGAUAGAAGAGUAUUCAGUGGCAGCCCAGAUUUAUAAAUUCAGUGCUGUCGACAUGUGUGAGCUGGCCAAACGUUCCGUCAUGCAAAGCGGGUUCGAGAUGGCUCUGAAGCAGAGAUGGCUUGGAGCGGACUGCCUCCUCCCUGGAGUAGCAGGGAACAACGUCGCCAAGAGCAAUGUGCCUGAUAUCCGCGAGGCGUACAGACACGAAACCUUGGUCGGGGAGAUUUCUCUCAUCGAACGAUAUGCGGCGUAUACGUCUCCGAAUGUGCCAGGAACGCCAGCUAAGGAGCCCCCCCGUCAGCCGUUCAACCCGAAUGUCUCUCCGCUAUUUUCGGCUAAAUCCGCCGCAGCUACCGGUACUCCUCCAGUGGUGGUAGGAGAUUCCGAUUCUCCUAUCAACCUGCACUCCCAAUUGGCCGGGCUGAAUAUAGACACGGGCAGCACUACGAACGACACUAGAACCGAUACUCGAGCUACGAGUCCGAUUCCCCAAGCCUGGAAUGCGGGCCAGGAUGCUAGUUUCGCCAUGAGUGGCAAUGCCGCCGCAGCCUCAGCUGCGGGAUCUGGUCCCAGUAAUGUUCCGGAGCAGAAGCUCUUCCCUGGGAUCGUCCACGAACGUGCCAGGAGGAGCAGCAUGAUGACCAACGCAUCUGCGGCGGGGGAGAGGCCCAAGCUAAAGAGAGAUAAGGACACAGACAACGCCAACGAGUCAGCAAUUGCUUAUGAUUACGCGUGGGAAAGCGAUGACGACUGA